AUGUCCCUCUCCAAGCAUGCGAAGACGUACUUGGCGAACCAGUCGAAGUACAGACACUUCAACGCGUUUAAUUCCCUCGUCGAAGCGUCCAUCUCCCAAAGCAGCGAUGCCUCCAAAUCCCGUACCCUCCGCCGCCAACCCGACAGCGUCGCCGACAAGCCAAUCGCAAUAAAGGACAACAUCUGCACGAAGAACCUAAAGACUACUGCUUCCUCCGGGAUACUCAAAGACUUUAGCAGCCCAUAUGACGCCACGGUGGUGAGGCUGCUCCAAGAUGAAGGUGCCGUAGUGGUAGGCAAGACGAACAUGGACGAAUUCGGCAUGGGAUCGCACUCGACACAUUCACACUUCGGACCAGUGAAGAUGCAGAGAUACAAAGGAGAGGAUGCAAGUGCGGGUGGAAGCUCAGGUGGAAGCGCGCUUGCUGUCGCGUCGUCGCAAUGUUGGGCCUACGGACUGCUGUCGAGAUGGGGCGUGAUUGCCUAUGCGAACUCUCUGGAUACUGUCGGGAUCUUUGGCAAGAACGUGGCGAGUGUGAAGAGCAUUUUCUCCAAGGUCAACAUCCACGAUGCGCAGGAUCCGACGUCCGUUCCCAACACAACCCGAGCAAAAUUCCGUACAGGGAAGCGACCAACUUCGUUGAAGAUAGGCAUUCCUCUUGAUUACAACAUCGACACAUUGCAGCCCGCUGUCCGAAAGGCAUGGAUUGACCAACUCAGACAUCUGUGGAAUGCUGGUCAUACUUUGCACCCUAUUCGGUUACCCACAACACAACAAGCACUAUCAGCCUACUACGUCCUUGCGCCAGCCGAGGCAUCGAGCAACCUCGCAAAGUACGAUGGUGUGCGUUUCGGAAGUAGAGCCGAGGGCAUCGAUGGUACACCAGAAAGUGUGCUCUUUGCUAAAACCCGGGGUCAAGGUUUCGGUCCGGAGGUUCAGCGGCGUAUACUCCUUGGAGCCUUUUCACUAAGCGCCCAGGCUAUCGACAACUACUUCAUACAAGCACAAAAGAUUCGGAGGCUCGUACAACAAGAUUUCAACAGGGUGUUUGUCAGUCCAAACCCGUUGCUCGAUGCCGAAGAAACCGUGGCAGAAACAGAAGGAGUGGACGUGAUCAUAUGCCCCACAGCUCGAUCAACGGCACCGUCUUUGGCUGAAGUCGAGAAUCAGGAUCCAGUGCACUCAUACAUGAACGAUGUCUUCACCGUACCAGCUAGUCUUGCCGGGCUGCCAGCAAUUUCUCUUCCCACAUUUACUCCUUACAAGGAAAAGAGCCAGAGUUCGACGGUCCCGGAUUCAUUCUUCAACACUGUAGGACUGCAGAUCAUUGGUCAAUACGGAGACGAUGAACUCGUUCUGUAUACUGCAGAACAGAUGGAGAUUUUCAGAAGUACUCCGCAGCCCAAUGGCAGACCGGAAAUAACCGCAUGGGGCGGUGGUCUUGAAUGGCUUGUGGACGAAUUCCUUCAAGCGCUAGGGCCCAGACGUCUUGACGCCGGUGCUGCUAUGUGUGAGAUGAGCCGGACAGCGUAUGUGGCCACUUUCGCUGAUAAGAAGAAUCCGCUUGCUGCUGAGAGGAAACACUCCAUAUUACGUAUGCUCUCGCCUCACUCCAAAGGCAACGCAUGCCUGAUCCACCUCACUUACGCCGUCAAUCUCACAAGUCUCGCGCUCAACAUGAGCGUCACCUUCCUUGUGCGGUCCUUUGAGGAUGUCAAGUCCGAACGUAUCAAGGGGCGCGGUCGAUGUACCGCUGGCAAGACUACCAUAUCAUUGUAUGGGCUUGGUGACAAGACAUGUGGAGCCGUCUUCUGCCUUGGAGGCUUGCUAGAAGAUCCUAGUCACCUGGUAUGUGCGACAAAGUCUGAGCGAACCGCGGCUGCCGCUCUUAUGUUAAUAUGCUAUCGCUUUUCAAGAGUUGUUGGGACCGGGUGGGUGUUUGGUAUGGAGUCCACUGGUGUUAGGGGGAUGACAUACUUAGCAGCUACAACUCACCAUGUACCGCCGCAGCCGCCAUCAACUCCCGAGGUCACACGCCAACGGAUUGGAAACUACGUCACAUCUGGGGAGUGA
Molecule: messenger RNA, 2073 nt
Organism: Alternaria infectoria
Lineage: Eukaryota; Fungi; Ascomycota; Dothideomycetes; Pleosporales; Pleosporaceae
Exons: 4
Coding region: 1-2073 (690 amino acids)
Biological process (GO): mitochondrial translation; glutaminyl-tRNAGln biosynthesis via transamidation
Cellular component (GO): mitochondrion; glutamyl-tRNA(Gln) amidotransferase complex
Molecular function (GO): glutaminyl-tRNA synthase (glutamine-hydrolyzing) activity
Source: RefSeq, a predicted model, not a curated record